AUUAUUUUGAAAUAAAUUCCAGGGAUUUUUGGAGUCAUCGUACGCGGAGGGACGUUUGCCACUUUUGGAUCAUGCCGUUAUCGGAGGGAGAAACAUCCAGGCGGGAUACGUGAGAGCGGAGGUGUUUUUGAAUGGCAUUGUUUUCCUGCAUAUUGGCUGAGUUGCCUUGAACUCCACGCAAGGAGAAAAGAAAGCUGGCUAGCUAAGUUGCUAAGCGGCUAGCUAGCUAGCGGCGACUAUCCAGCCAACUCGCGUGCUAUUCACUUCCUUGUUGCACAUUGGAGUGUGAUGGAAGGCGAGAAGAAGUUUGUGAGAAGGCGACGGAGUUUUUUACUCGCACUUUAACACUAUCCGGUGAAUGGAUUUACAUGCUCGCAUGGACAGUGACAAUUUAGAAGAACUGGAUUUUAAAUUUGGAGGUGCUUUGGGCCUGUGCUUUGACCAUGAAAUGGAAUGCGACUGUUUAGCUGGACACAGUUAGCUGGCGGAGACUAGCCGGCUACAUCGACUAGCACUAGCUAGCAAAUCUAGGAGAUGUCCGUCCUGGAAUACAAUGGUUGAGUAUCGACUGCCUCUAUAACUACGCACCAUAUUGUGAAUUUUGUGCAACAGAAUCAGGUGGCACCAAGUGUCAUGAAUUAUCGUCUGGAGUAACUCACUUUAUCUGGAACCUCAAUCGUGCUAGCUUUGUAAUGCUAACGUUAAGCUUGUGAUUUAGCUAGCUAGCUGGCUGGCUGUCUAAUUGUGAAUUUGCUGUAACGUUAGCUAACUAGCCUGUUACACAGCUAGCCCAAUGUUUUGUUCCACAACACAGCAAGGGACAUAGCUUAGGUAAAAAAAAUACAUAAUAUAAUAUUAUUCUCGACGUGGCUAUAGCGUUUAUUUGGUAGAUAAAUGCCUAAUUCGGAGGUGCUUCGUGAGGGUCGGGGACGGAGCCCCUCUGCACAGAGAAAUGCUAAUAGGCAGGACAGGCGUAGUAAACCUGGGAGCGGUGCCGCUCAGCGAGAGAGACACCGUGAGAAGAGGCGGUCAUCGGCUUCUAGGAGAAAGAAACGCAGGCAGCCUAAGGAUAGAGACUUGUGGCACACCGGUACAACGGGAGACCCUGACAAUGGUCGAAAAAGCGCCUUUGAAAAAGAGGUUGAACUUCGGACAUUGGUGGAGUAUGACGACGUGAGCUCCCAGUCGGAGCGCUUUUCUGGGAGCCCCUCUCCUAAACUUGACCCCCAUGCUGACAGUCUCUCCGUGGACCGGCUCAGCGAUGUUGACUUUGGUGACUAUAAUGGACCAGCAACCCCAGACAGAAGUCACCCGAGAGACCGGGAGGCUGUGUGCCUCAGCAAGGACGAACAAACCAGAGGACCAUCCGAGAGGAGCAAGCAGCAGGAGAAGGAGCUGAGCAGGAAAAAGGACCGUCAGAGUCGUGAGAGAGACUCUUCAAAAGCCAGGAGUGGAGGAAGCCUAAGUGGCUCUAAAAAUCACAGAGACACUACAAGGAGCAGUGACAGAAAUGGUAAAAGGACAUCUUCAUCUCAGUCCUCACAAUCUGCAGAUAAAAGGGAUUCGAAAAGGCACAGAAGUAAAACAAGGUCUGACAAAGAGCCCCCGUCUGCAUACAGAGAUGCUCCACAAUCUUACAGAGAUGACCGAGACGACCUCAGGGCAUACAGGAGAAGUCCUGGUUUUAAAGCAGAAAGUCCCUAUGGGACAUCGUAUUCAUACAGCUACCAGUCCCCUGGUGGUUAUAACCAGCUGAUAUCUAGAAGAAGUCCAACUUAUGGGAGCAAAAGACUUUCCCCCAGCUCCACGUAUUACAGUCGGGAUUCAGAUGUGUAUGGGGCGUAUGGUGUGACAAAGUCCCCCAGUUCAUACUCGAGCAACAAAAGGAAGCGAUCCCCUGCGAGCCCGGUGAAUUGGCGCAGGUCACCAAGUUAUGGCCGACACAGUCCAUACGAACAAGGCGAGUUUGGCUCCAGUCCUUAUGGAAACCGCAGGAGAUCACGAAGUCCAUACAGGAAGUCCCUAAGCCCAAGUCCAGAUGUCAGACGAUCUGCUAGGUCACGUAGCAGAAGCCCGUAUUCAACCUCAAGACAUUCACGUUCCCGCAGCCGCCACCGCCACUCUCGCUCCCGCAGUCGCCCCUCCAGUCUUUCGCCGAGCACGCUCACCUUUAAAACCAGCCUCGCCGCUGAGCUCAGCAAGCAGAAAAAGGCUAAAGCCGCAGAAGCCGCCGCCAAGGCCAAGAACUCCAGCAACACUUCGACUCCAACCAAGGGUUCCUCAGCCGCUCAUCAGCCCAGCCCGAAACCGAAUCACACAACCAGGAAGGGCCGCCCUCCCUCCCCACCUCAGCCAGAGAAGGGACCCAGAACUCCCACAUCGAGCCAGCCUCAGUCCCCCACUGACAGGUCGUCCAAGAGGACCACGGAGCACCAGACCAGCAGGGACAGAGACGCGAAGGGCAAGGACGACUCUGUACAUCGUGACAAGAGGAAAGCACCAGCACCGGGACAAGGAAAAGACAAGGAACGAGCUGCUGCUCCACUCAUCUCUACUCUGUCAUCGCUGCCUUUGCCACAAACCGUUCUUGAGCACAUUGACAAAGGAGAAAGCUUGAAGGACAGCUCCGUCUCAGGGAAGAAAAAGUCAGAGAGGAAGGCUCGUCCACUUCUGACCGACUUGCCUCUGCCCCCUGAACUUCCCGGUGGCACAUCUUCCCCGCACAGCCCCCCCGAGGAUAAAAAGACACUUCGCCGAAGACCUAAAAUUUGUGGCCCCAGAUAUGGUGAGUUCAAAGAAACUGAAAUAGAUUGGGGAAAACGAUGCGUGGACAAGUUUGAGAUCAUUGGAAUCACAGGAGAAGGUACCUAUGGUCAAGUGUACAAAGCUAAAGACAAAGACACUGCUGAAAUGGUGGCUCUGAAGAAGGUUCGACUGGACAACGAAAAGGAAGGCUUCCCAAUCACAGCUAUCCGAGAGAUUAAAAUUUUGCGACAACUCAACCACAAGAGCAUCAUAAACAUGAAGGAGAUCGUCACAGACAAGGAGGAUGCUCUGGAUUUCAAGAACGAUAAAGGUGCUUUUUAUCUUGUGUUUGAAUACAUGGACCAUGACCUGAUGGGUUUGCUGGAGUCGGGCCUGGUCCAUUUCAACGAGAGCCACAUCAAAUCUUUCAUGCGACAGUUGCUGGAGGGGCUUGAUUACUGCCACAAGAAGAAUUUCCUGCACAGAGAUAUCAAGUGCUCCAAUAUUCUGCUCAAUAACAAAGGUCAAAUAAAGCUCGCAGACUUUGGUCUUGCUCGUCUGUAUAACUCUGAAGAAAGUCGACCAUACACCAAUAAAGUGAUCACGCUAUGGUACCGCCCCCCAGAGUUGCUUCUGGGAGAAGAGAGGUACACGCCUGCUAUUGAUGUGUGGAGCUGCGGGUGCAUUCUUGGAGAACUGUUCACAAAGAAACCCAUCUUUCAAGCUAACCAGGAACUCGCCCAGUUAGAGCUUAUUAGCCGAAUAUGCGGGAGCCCGUGCCCCGCUGUCUGGCCAGAUGUAAUAAAGCUUCCCUUCUUCAACACCAUGAAACCAAAGAAGCAGUACCGGAGACGGUUACGAGAGGAGUUUGCUUUCAUCCCUCCAUCUGCUCUGGACCUGUUUGACCACAUGCUGAACUUGGACCCGAGCAAACGCUGCACGGCUGAACAAGCGCUGGGCAGCGAGUUUCUCAAAGACGUGGAUCCGGACAAGAUGCCUCCACCAGAUCUUCCCCUGUGGCAGGACUGUCACGAGCUGUGGAGCAAGAAACGCAGACGGCAGAAGCAGAUGCCAGAAGAACUUGCUGCCCCUAAGGCGCCACGCAAAGAGCUGGGCCUCGACGACAGUCGCAGUAACACUCCGCAGGGUUUCUCUGCCCCUGGAGGUAUCAAAGCCCAGAAUGCAGCUGCUUCUGCACUGCUCGAUCCAAAGGGUCCAAAUUCACAGUUCACUCAGGAGCAGCUGGCAGUCCUCCUGAACUUCUUUGGCCAGCCCAAGAGUUCAGCCAACACAGCCCAGUUUGUCCAGUCCAUGAGCACAAAGGUCAACCAGGAGACGUUACAGCAGCUCUCUAAAGCCUUAGCUCCCCCUGACCCAGCUGAGCCUCCUCCCCAACCCGCACCCGCCAAGCCUCCCCAGCCCGCUGCCCCGGCAGGAGUACCUCGCACACCUCCGAUGCCCAAGCCUCCUUCGCCUCCGAUGUCCGCACCGUCAGGUAUUCCUGAAGGCGAGGCCGCAGCUGCUACACAGACAGCCAUGACCAUGCUGCUAGCUCAGCUCCUCCAGGCUCAACAGGCUCAGAGGCAGGAGCCGAGCGACGGCGGAGAAGCCACCGAAAGCACCAACCCUGCUGGAGCAGCAGCACCGCUUCUACCUCCAGAGGUCAAACAGCCUCCAGAGCCCAGCCCGGUCUCUCCAGUGUCUGAGGUAGGUGGAGUAUCUAUCUUGCCCCCAGACCAGAGACCACCUGAGCCUCCAGAACCUCCUCCACACGCUGACCUGGACUACCGGCAGCCGCCACCCGAGCCCAAGACCGGCCACGCUCCCCCUAUUGCAUCCGCAGGUGGAGGCGAUGGAGGGAGACCCCCGGAGCCAGACUACCCACCUCUCCCUACCGCAGAGGGUUCCGGAUACGGGGGAGAGUACAGCCAUCCGCCUCCUCCCCCUUUUACUCCUGCGGGCUUCGGGGACAGCUACAUGGGUCACAUGCUGGGCGGAGGCCUCCCACCGCACACCCUGAGAGAGGUGUUUAGCGGGCCCGGUCAGGCUGCCGGCUCCUCCACUGCCCCCGGGGUCCUGGCACCGGCCCACCCGGACCCUUUCCCCCCCGGCGCCGGAGCCACGGGACCCAGCAGCAUGGUGUUCAGCGGGGACAAGGACCACCGCUUCGAGUACAAUCACAGCCCUUUACCUGUGGAGGGGCAGCCCAACCCCGGCGCCAUCCACCUGUACAACCACGCCAUGGCCAGAAAGGACGGCGUGCCUCCUCCCCCGCCCAUCCCCGCACCAGGACAACCCUGGGGCUCCCCCUCCCAAGUCGGGGCUCCACCACUACCCCUUGGCUUUGUCCCGCACGUCAACUCGACGGCAACAAUCAGAGGACGAGGGCUGCCUUUCUGAAAGACUGGAAAUAUGAAAUGUGACGAUGAACAAAAAAGGCUUGAGGACUCCGCCACGAGCCUGAAGCCUCUCAGGCCAGACGAGACGGAUCCGGAGAUGCACAUUCAGUUUGUAAUAACUUAAAUCUGUGUAAGGCAUUGUAUUCCUCCUCAGUCUGGAAUGUGGAGUACGUUGCAGAGGGACAGUCGAAUAACACCGGAGGAGCUUUUCUUGCUCAUACCAUUUUUCAUAUUUUUUUGUAAUCUAUUCUGCUGUCUUUUAAAUUAAACUUUUACCUUUUUUGAGUGUACAUUUAUCAGGCCAGGUAAAUUUUAAAAUCUCUACCUUAGCCUUUCUGUACUUGCUCCAGGGCAGACUAGUAUUAAUGUUUUGCACUACUGACUGAAGUAGGCGGAAACUAUUUUAGCAAUGAAAGGAGGCGGAUGAUGUGCUAUGUCAGCACCAUUAGGAAAUAUGACCAGUAAUGUCAUGUCCUCUUUCCUUUUUUUUUUUUUUUUUUUUUUUUAAAAAAUGGCCAAGAUUAUGUUGAAACAAUGACGGCUCAUUUGAUUGGCUCGAUGGAUUAGGCAUCAGCACAGGGAGCUAUUUGAGGAUAAGGACUGGUAGCUCUUGGACUACUGCAGCAAAUCUGACUUAAUGGAGAAAAAAAAAGGCUGUUUUCACGUUGAAUUCCACGGUGUUGUAAAAUCAUGAGUAAAACACGUAACCCGCCCCCUUUCCCCUGAGUUUGACAAGGAAACAAUGUCUUUUUUUUUUUUUUUUUGUACUAAAAUAAUUUGUCCUUCUCCCUCCUCCUUUGGCAAAUGUUUAUUAAAGAAAUGCCAACAGUG
Messenger RNA from Stegastes partitus (bicolor damselfish), 5975 nucleotides. RefSeq names its product cyclin dependent kinase 13 (gene cdk13). The transcript is spliced from 14 exons. Gene Ontology annotation, molecular function: ATP binding; cyclin binding; RNA polymerase II CTD heptapeptide repeat kinase activity. Bases 895 to 5145 code for a protein of 1416 amino acids. The record is from RefSeq and is a predicted model, not a curated record. Gene Ontology annotation, cellular component: nucleus; cyclin/CDK positive transcription elongation factor complex. Lineage: Eukaryota; Metazoa; Chordata; Actinopteri; Pomacentridae. Gene Ontology annotation, biological process: positive regulation of transcription elongation by RNA polymerase II; protein phosphorylation.